CGAAUUCUCGAUCAGAUACCUUAUGUUUUAUGCUUGAUGGUUUAUGUUUAAGCUUUUUGACGCUUCUAUAAUCUACGCCCCUCCUCCCCGAUUGAAUGGUCCUUAUUGAUGUCUAUGCAUAUCCAUGUUGGUCUAUGUUGUUUAUGUUUUCGUUCACGUCUCGUUUAUUUUUCGCCAUGUCAUAUGUUCUGAAUUACUACACUAACGAUACGACCUGCAUGUGUCCACGAUGUUAUGAUUCUUUUUCUGUCUUUUUCCCCUCUUCUUGUUCUGUUUGUUUCUCCAUGCACGAUUACGCAGCCAUGUCAUACAAUUACAAUUACCUACUAGCUAGUUAUGAAGUUUUUAAGAUGUAGAUAGGUAGCCGGAUAUACAAUACAGGGUUUACCGUCUAUAUCAAUCAUAAAUUAGGUAGUUCAU
Molecule: messenger RNA, 420 nt
Organism: Aspergillus neoniger CBS 115656
Lineage: Eukaryota; Fungi; Ascomycota; Eurotiomycetes; Eurotiales; Aspergillaceae
Exons: 1
Coding region: 96-356 (86 amino acids)
Source: RefSeq, a predicted model, not a curated record